CGCUCAUUUGAUUGGGAAAACUGACUGCCCAAAUCAACCAGAGGCGAUGAUCGAUCGCCGCUACCACCGCUCCUUGCAGGUGUUCUCGUGGGUGGCCUGCGCCGCCAUGACGGCCAAACUCGUGCUCUUCACCGAGUACGGCACGCGGAGAGGUCACGGCGAGCACGAGCACGUCUUCACGGGGAUUCAGAGGUACGCGGACAAGCAGCUCGACAAGUUCUUCGGCGUGGAAGACAUCAAGAAGCAGGCCCGGCCCGACCAGCAACACCCGUCCGCUGAUGCUGACAGGAAGGAAUAGACAGAUGAUGACGCUAGAGGAAUCCGCAAUGCAAAUGUGUACGACAUGUAUCUACAGUAAAUGCAAGAGCUACUUACUGGUAGAGCUUGCAAUCAGCCCUAGAAUGGUCGUCCCUCUUAUACUUUUACUCGCUCGGUUCAUCCGGAGUGGGUGCAGGUGCAGCACUAGGCUUGAACACAGCAAACUGUGGACGCGGCGGCUUAUGCUGUGC
This is a messenger RNA of Phytophthora nicotianae INRA-310, 509 nucleotides long. RefSeq lists its product as hypothetical. The record is from RefSeq and is a predicted model, not a curated record. The transcript is spliced from 2 exons. NCBI's taxonomy places the organism in Eukaryota, Oomycota, Peronosporomycetes, Peronosporales, Peronosporaceae. The coding region runs from base 47 to 298 and encodes 83 amino acids.